AUGGAUAUUCACCGAUGCCGCUUCGUGCAAUACCCGCCGCACUCUAUUAAUGCACUCGCCUUCUCUCAUUCUUCCGAUUCAAAGCACAAGGCGCCUUCAGACCUUCGUCUCGCCAUCGGUCGCAACAACGGCGACAUCGAAUUGUGGAAUCCUAGAAACGGUCUGUGGGUACAGGAGACGACUCUCAGAGGGAGCAAAGAUACUACGAUCGAGCAAUUAGCAUGGACGCAGGACACACUUUUCAACGAUGAUGCUCCGGUCCCUAAAGAUUCACAAGGACCACUGCGUCUAUUCAGCACAGCAGGCACGAGCUCUGUGACUGAAUGGGACCUGUCUACAGGAUCCCCCAAGAGACGGGCGGAGGGAAAUUUCGGGGACAUCUGGUGUUUUGCUGCACAACCACAAUUGGAGAAUGUUGAUAACGGGGAAGGACUCGCAGAUGGUGCGCCUUCUCAGCUUCUGGCUGCAGGAUGCUCCAAUGGCACAGUCGUUCUAUUCUCUACAGAUGAUGAUGAUCUGCGCUAUUCACGAACUCUCCUAGCACCGCCCGUCAGGAAGCCGAAGGCCUUGAGCAUCGCCUGGCGAGACCGCAAUACAGUGGUCGUUGGUUAUGAGGACAGCAUUAUUCGAGUCAUCGAUGUCCCAAGCCGGAGAAUUCUCCGCAACAUGAGUCUGGGAAAACCCGUCGACGGCAACCACUCUGUGGUAUGGACUGUGAAGUGCCUUCCUGAUGGUACCAUAGUGUCUGGCGAUUCUUCAGGCGAACUGAAGAUAUGGGACUCGAAGAACUUUUCUUUGGUGCAAAGACUCAAGAGCCACAAGGCUGAUAUCCUCGAUAUUGCUACCAGCCCUUCCGGAGACAUGAUCUUCUCGCUGGGCGUUGACAGACGAACCGUGACUUACAAGACGGUUGCCGCACACCCCGGCUCCAAGAAAAUGAGAUGGGCCGAGGUCUCUCACAGAAGGUUCCAUCAACAUGAUGUCAAAUGCUCCGCAAGCUUCGAGAGCAAGGAAUUGAGUGUUUUGGUUUCAGGCGGCAUGGAUGCCAGACCAGUCGUCCUCCCAAUACGCAAAUCACAAAGCGAACUGCAUCGAACUCUGCCACAUCUGUCACAAAGGCCUCCUAUCUCUUCUUCUCCAGCAGCCAGGCUCUUUAUUUCCUGGUGGGAUCGCGAGAUUGUGGUUUACCAUGUGCGGAGACAGAGGAGCAUCGACGACGAUUUCAACGACGAUCCUUCUGCGGAUUCGUCCUACGAGACUCUUGCCAGACUGGUCAUGCAAGACGACGAGAACCUUCAGGAUGCCACACUUUCGGACGACGGAAGGUUUGUUGUGGCAGCCACGAGCAACAGCGUCAAAUUGUUCCAGUUGCGAAAAGCCCAGGUAUCUGGACGCCUCUGCCUUCGAACCAGACAGGUCGACCUAGCCCCGUCAAUGGCUCGUCUGGGCGCGAGGCGAGUGGGAUUCUCCCCUGAUGGCAAAUGGCUAUACAUGAUCAGGAAAGACCACACGGUCGCCCUUGCGAGAGUUCUGGUAUCGGAGGAUCAAAAAGAACGCCCUUCAAUCCACGAGAAGAUCGCGAAGCUGUAUCGCACAUCUCGAAAGAGAGCGCCGUCCUCACUCGGGGCUUAUGAUCAAACCAUAACGCAGGUUGCGUUCUCAAACGAUAGCCGGGUUCUUGCAGUAGGCGACCUGUCCGGCGCAGUCGACGCAUGGAUUCUCGAAGGUCACGAAGAUCUGGGCUACGUUGAAGCUGCAUCAGACAGCUCAGACAAGUCGACGGGCUCGUCAUCAUCCUCUUCUUCAUCCUCAGACGAGGACGAAGAUGAAGACGACUCGCCUGUUAUAUACGGGCAGAAAUGGAUUCGUAACCCGGUCGGGUCAGAGUUCCCGCAACUUGACUCCUCCAUCUUGAUUCUGACAUUCCGCCCUUCACCUGUGACAUCGACAUCGAAUCCCGCGAGCGGCAAUCUGGGUCUCCAUGCCACACGCCACACUCCGCACCCCGUCUCACCCGAGUUUCCUGCCACUGAUCACAAGGUGAUCGCCGUCACCGCCACUCAUCAGCUCGUGGAAUUCGAUGUCCUGAGUUGCAAAUUGAGCGAUUGGUCGCGACGGAAUCCCUCCAAAUAUCUCCCGCACGACUUUACCCGGCUCAAAGAUCGCGUCGUGGGCCAUUUCUGGGACUAUCGGAACCGAGCAAAGAGAGGGGAGAGGCUGUGGCUGUAUGGGACCCCCUGGCUCUUCAUGUUCGACGUUUCUCAAGAUCUACAACCGGUAUCAAGGAACUCCAUCGACGGGCCAGCGACAGGCGAGAAGACAGGAAGACUGGGCCGCUACGACGUGUUACAGCCGGUUGACCAGAAUGUCCUUGGCACCAAUGAUCAGUCCAGCUCGGAGGAGAAGCCGCCGGGGCAGAUUUCCCUCCUGACAGAUCACACGAAAGACAAGACCAACAAGAAGCGCAAACGUAAUACUGGAGCGGGCGACACGAUCCCGGAACGCGAGCGACAGAGUGGGGUCGGCAGCGCAAUGCUCAAAUUCAAGCCCGACGGCGACGACGUUCACAUGAUCGACAUCGACACCGACGGAGUCGAUCGUGACAGUGAGAUGGACGCGGACCUCGACGAGACCAAUGACGACGAUGUUCUAGCCCUCAUGCGCCGCAAUGCGGACGCAACCGACGCUCGAGCUCUGAGCUCAACAGAGCCUGCCCUGUCGACGGCGUCCAAUUCGCGACCCUCGCACUGGCACACGUUCGCGUAUCGUUCGAUCCUGGGUAUAUCCGUCAUUGGGCCCACUCCCAUCUCAGAUCGCGAUGAAACAACACCAUCUACGGGUCCAUCUGAAAAACUGGGAAACUCGGCGUCGCCGUCAUCGCCGGACGAGAACGUCGAAGUCGUCAUCGUGGAGCGCUCCAUGUACGACGUCGCCCAGCUCCCCAGAUUUGACGGGGGCCAGGAAUGGGAGACUUGA
Messenger RNA from Capronia coronata CBS 617.96, 2976 nucleotides. RefSeq lists its product as uncharacterized. Bases 1 to 2976 code for a protein of 991 amino acids. Gene Ontology annotation, biological process: maturation of SSU-rRNA from tricistronic rRNA transcript (SSU-rRNA, 5.8S rRNA, LSU-rRNA). Gene Ontology annotation, molecular function: protein binding; RNA binding. The record is from RefSeq and is a predicted model, not a curated record. The transcript has a single exon. Gene Ontology annotation, cellular component: small-subunit processome; t-UTP complex; 90S preribosome. Lineage: Eukaryota; Fungi; Ascomycota; Eurotiomycetes; Chaetothyriales; Herpotrichiellaceae.